UUGCGACAUUGUGGCGCUAUCUACUGGUGCGUUUCUUCAACUACAAGGCUCUUCACUGUCUAUUUAUGUAUUUCAUUUUUUAUUUUUAAAUAAGUUGACUGAAAGAUACAUAAAUGAAAUUUAUUUUCAUUAAACCUUCAUUAAAAAAACCUGAGAAAGAAAGAAAACCAACAUUUUUUCUAUGGUUUUGCACGAAACAAUGAAACUACAAGGCCCACAACGCAUUACUGCCUUCUUUACGCAUGCGUCAUCGGUCACCAGGGCAGCACAAACAAGGCUCCAGUUUGUAUGUACGUUGCCAUGGAGAGCGUACACGCGCACACGUGAACGUGCAGUACGUAAACGGCUGAGGGUUAAAGCCCGAGUGGGUUUUUAUCUGAGGGAAACUCUGGGCCAUCAGCAGGUCCAGACAGCGGCCGUCACCUCGGUCUACACCCCGACAUGGCUGGUAAAGGACCAAUGCUGAAUUUUGGCUGAGAGACCAGACCUGUCAACCAGCUCUUCACAAACAAGGUUUUGGGAGAUGAUUUUUGAUCCAGAAGAAGAAAGAAGAAGACGUGAUGAAUCGCUAUACCACCCUGAAGCAGCUGGGUGACGGCACCUAUGGCAGUGUGCUGAUGGGAAGAAGUAAUGAGUCUGGAGAACUGGUGGCUAUCAAGAGGAUGAAGAGGAAGUUUUAUUCAUGGGAAGAAUGUAUGAACCUCAGAGAAGUGAAGUCACUGAAGAAGCUGAACCACGCAAACGUGGUGAAGCUGAAGGAGGUCAUCAGAGAGAAUGACCAUCUCUAUUUUGUCUUUGAGUACAUGAAGGAGAACCUCUACCAGCUCAUGAAGGACAGAAGAAAAUUGUUUCCCGAGUCAGUGAUAAGAAACAUAAGCUUUCAGAUAUUGCAAGGCCUGUCCUUUAUUCACAAACAUGGUUUCUUUCACCGAGACAUGAAGCCAGAGAACCUGCUGUGUAUGGGUCCAGAACUGGUCAAAAUUGCAGACUUCGGACUGGCCAGAGAAAUCCGCUCUAAACCUCCGUACACAGAUUAUGUGUCGACCAGAUGGUAUCGGGCUCCUGAGGUCCUGCUCAGGUCAUCUACCUACAGUUCACCUAUUGACCUGUGGGCCCUGGGCUGCAUCAUGGCUGAACUCUACACACUCAGACCUCUGUUUCCAGGGAACAGCGAGGUGGACGAGAUCUUUAAGAUCUGCCAAGUGCUGGGAACAGUCAAAAAGACUGACUGGGCAGACGGUUACCACCUCGCUGCUGCAAUGAACUUCCGUUUCCCCCAGUGUGUGCCCACCCACUUAAAGACACUGAUCCCAAAUGCCAGCAAUGAGGCUAUCGCUCUGAUGAAGGACCUGCUGCAGUGGGACCCAAAGAAGAGACCAACUGCUGUACAGGCCCUGCAUUACCCAUAUUUUCAGGUGGACCAGGUUUUGGGCCCUCGUCCUCAAAGCCAUGAGUCCAAGACAGUGCAUGCAAAGCCGUUGGCUAGAAAGCAGGCCUCUGAGGCUAAAGCAGAUUUACAGCCGUCUUCUUCUGAAUCUAAAGUAUCUUCACCCCCUGUGAGAAGUCAUCAUCAACAUCAACCACAGCAGCAGCCCCUCCAGCAGACGCUCCUGUCCCAACCUGAAAGUGAACCAAUAGGUGUGAGCCAUGCAAGAACAACACCAUUUGUCAGUGAGAAUAAUGUGGUGGUCGGGCUGAAGAGCAGUCGUCGUCGCUGGGGUCAGACGUUGUCCAGGACCCAAGAGAGUUGGGAGGAAAGCGACUCUUUAGAAAACGCUGUCUCAAACUCCAAGAAACCGAGUUUAGGGAAGGCAGAGGAGGAGAGGAACUCCAGGGAACACAACACACAGCCAAAAGAGCAGAAGGCUCUGUAUUCCUUCAGCACAGUUACCAAGCUGCCCAACAAUAUCAGGAUGGGCCAGGUGGACUCCAGUCUCCCCGGAUCUGCUGCUCGUCAGCACUAUCUCAGCCAGUCACGAUACCUGCCUGGGCUGAUCAGCAAAAACCAGAUCAUACCAGGAAAUAAGGAGAUGAGCGGACUGAUUCUGCGCGAUCUAUGGGAGAAAUCUGCAAACACGGCAAACAAACCGCUUGCUCCUAUUACAGGACUUGCUGUCAGCAGAACCAUUGGAGGGAAUUUUGUAAGCACCAAAUACAACCUGUCUGGUGGUUACAUCCCUUCAUUCCAAAAGAAAGAGGUGGGAUCCGUGGGACAGAGAAUCCAACUUGCACCUUUGGCUGGGCUGCACACAAUCAGUCUUUCUUCUUCCCCUGAUAAUAAAAAAGACAAACCAAAAGCUGCAAAAUCCAAGCUCAUGUCCAACCCAUCUUUAGGUGAAACCAGUGAAGAUUACGAGGGCUGGAAGAGGAGGACAGAUGGGACUCACCUGAAGGGAAGCAGCUACUCAGCUCUGAGGAAAACAUCUGGUAAUCUGAUGACUAGAGGUCCUACUGUACAGCCUGUCCAUGGGAGGGUGGACUGGACAUCUAAGUACGGUGGAAAUCGAUAGCUUUGGGAAAAGUGUGCAUCAGCUUUUACUUGUUUGACAAGGUACUGUGUGGAUGUACACACCUGUGUCUGUGAAAGUGAGUCAAACAAGUUGUGCGCACAACAGAAGCCCAGAAAAAAAAAGGAUCCUGCAUCCAUGUGUAUGUGACACCUCACACCUUCUUGUCUAAGUUUUUUUAAUGUGCAUGGAAACUGUACAUUUUGUAUAAAAUGGUUGCCAUGAACAGACACUUACUAAUCUGAGCGACAAUCACACUGUUCCUGAAAGAUUCAGUGUCAGCCAAUUACACAGUUCAUUGUUGGAGAAUCUUAAUAGAAUUCAAAUGUAGUACAAUCCUUUUUUUAAAACCAGCUUUUAUUUGAGAAUGUUGUUUUGAUUUCCCUGCACAAAUGUUAGUCGCCUUCGACCAUCUACGAGGCUGCGAACAUUUGUAUAAUGCAUAAUUUUGUAAGCAUUUUAUACAAAUAAAUAUAUACUAAAGUAUUGUUUGAUUUUUUUUAUUCUGUUAUAUACACAAAGUACUAUAUCUCAUCAUACUUUCAAAAAAGAAAAGAAAAAAGAAAUCACAUUAAAUGACAAAAUGCUGCUCAUACGUAAGGAUACAUUUCUGAAUCUUCACAAUA
Molecule: messenger RNA, 3133 nt
Organism: Cynoglossus semilaevis (tongue sole)
Lineage: Eukaryota; Metazoa; Chordata; Actinopteri; Pleuronectiformes; Cynoglossidae
Gene: mak
Product: male germ cell-associated kinase
Exons: 16
Coding region: 561-2510 (649 amino acids)
Biological process (GO): protein phosphorylation
Molecular function (GO): protein kinase activity; ATP binding
Source: RefSeq, a predicted model, not a curated record